AGCUCCGUGUGUGGUUACCAGGGGAACGGGAUUUUGUUCUUCGCCACAUUGUUUGUGGGUGAUGAACGCCGAAACAUUUUGUGCUUAUGUUUCCGUAAAAAAAGCCAAAUAUAGAGUAAAUAUUGUCCCCAAUAAUGGGGAAUAAGGCAGUGUCGUAGCAUCGUGGCUGGAGUGUUCCUCCUUAAAACACAGAGUCUCUUGAGGGAAGUCACGCAGCUGCAGCAAGACGGAAACUCUGCUGAUGUCUCCGGAACUUUGACUCGUUCAGCCUUCCUUCAAAAUGCCGUCUAGCCAGAUUCUGCAGCCAGUUCUCAAAAUGAAGGUGGACGAGCUCUUCCUCACCUGGCUGAGUGACAGCAAAACCCAGAAGGUCCUGAAGGACUACCUGGAGCUCAUAAAGAAUGGACAGCAGUGUGACCUCAGCGACAUGGGCACCAAGGAGAAAAGAACACUGUCUUUCAAUGAGAACAACAACGUGGCGUCCCAAAAGAACUGCGUGGUGGAGAAGAAGAAGCCCAUUGUCUUGAGCCCCCCGUCUGCCGCCACCUUGCCCUCGGGUUGCAUCGGCGGGACCAGGGUAACGGGACCCCACGGCAGGAUACUACGGAGGUCUGUCAGCUCCAAAAAGGCACAGGUGAGGACAGAGCAGCCCGUCACCAACCCUCUGAGCGAAAGCAUUCCAAAGUUCUACUUCCCGUUGGGUCGGCCCCAAGCCAACCUCAACAUCGACAGCCUCAUUUCCAAAGUCGAGGCGAUGUUUUGCCAAUUCCCCAAUGAAAGGGCCACCAUUGAAGACAUGGGGCAGGUUGCCAAGGCCUGCGAGUGUCCCCUCUACUGGAAGAUGCCAUUGUUCUGCUCGACUGGAGGCGACAGGACGGGUUUCGUGUCUGUUCACAAGUUCGUGGCGAUGUGGAGGAAAAUGUUGCAGACCUGUCACGACGACGCGGCCAAAUUCGUGCACCUCCUGGCCAAGCCUGGCUGCAAUUACCUUGAACAAGACGACUUUAUUCCCUUCCUGCAGGAUGUGGUCAACUCUCACGCUGGCUUGGCCUUCCUGAAAGAGGCACCAGACUUCCACUCAAGAUACAUCACCACGGUGAUCCAAAGGAUCUUUUACAACGUAAACCGCUCCUGGACCGGCAAAAUAACUUGUUUGGAGCUGCGCAAAAGUAACUUCCUUCAGAACGUGGCGUUGUUGGGGCAAGAAGAAGACGUGAACCAGCUGACCGAGUUUUUCUCCUACGAACAUUUUUACGUCAUCUACUGCAAGUUUUGGGAGCUGGACACUGACCACGACCUGUACAUCGACCAGAAGGACCUGGCGCAACACAACGAUCAAGCCAUCUCCCAAAAGAUGAUCGAGAGAAUAUUCUCAGGAACAGUAACAAAGGACAGACGUGUCUUCAAGGAGGGACGCUUGAGCUAUGCAGAUUUCGUUUGGUUCCUCAUCUCAGAGGAAGACAAGAAAACGGACACCAGUAUAGAGUACUGGUUCCGCUGCAUGGACCUGGACGGGGACGGUGUGCUGAGCAUGUACGAGAUGGAGUUCUUCUACGAGGAGCAGUGCCUGAAGUUGGACAGCAUGGCCAUCGAGCCGCUGCCCUUUGAGGACUGCCUCUGCCAAAUGCUCGACCUCGUCAAGCCGGAAGUCAAAGAAAACAGACAGCGCCCUCUGCUGGAUGGAGGUAUUUACUGCUGUGAUGAUGAUGAUGCUGCUGCAGGUCAAAUCACCCUGCGUGACCUGAAGAAGUGCAAGUUGUCACACAUCUUCUUCGACACCUUCUUCAACAUCGAGAAGUACCUGGACCACGAGCAGAGGGACCCCUUCUCCGUCAUCAAGGAAGUGGAGACAGAUGGCCAGGAAAUGUCGGACUGGGAGAGAUACGCCGCAGAGGAGUACGACAUCCUGGUGGCCGAAGAGGCCGCCGCCGCCGAUCACGGCAAUGAGUACGACAACCCGCUGAGUCCUUUAGAAGCUCACAUCUCGGCUGACAUGCCUCUGAGGAAGAGACACUUCUUUCAGAUCCCAAACCCUCACUGCAACCUGGACCUGGAUGAAUACGAGGAUGACUUUGAAGAAUGACAUGCCUCCAUGAGACAAAGAUCAGUAAAACACUGUUUUCUUCUUCUACCAGCAUGAAGAAGUUGCUAAAAACGUUGAAUAUUGGACUGGGAUAGUCUCCGCCUCCACGCUAUCAUUGGCUAACUUGACAUUCCAGUGAUCGUACCGGAAGCUUCUGUACAAAAACAUGACCUGCUUGGUGUGCGCGCGUGAGAUGGGUGAUUUAAUUUAUAAAAGACUGUAAAUAUUUCUUUGCUGUGAUGUAAAUGAACACAUUAUUUUAUAUGUCAUCAACGUAAUAAAGAAAGCCUCAAUGACUA
Messenger RNA from Nerophis ophidion (straightnose pipefish), 2382 nucleotides. RefSeq names its product protein phosphatase 2, regulatory subunit B'', beta (gene ppp2r3b). Gene Ontology annotation, molecular function: calcium ion binding; protein phosphatase regulator activity. Lineage: Eukaryota; Metazoa; Chordata; Actinopteri; Syngnathiformes; Syngnathidae. The record is from RefSeq and is a predicted model, not a curated record. Gene Ontology annotation, biological process: protein dephosphorylation. Gene Ontology annotation, cellular component: protein phosphatase type 2A complex. The transcript has 15 exons. The coding region runs from base 281 to 2083 and encodes 600 amino acids.